Molecule: messenger RNA, 4573 nt
Organism: Epinephelus moara (kelp grouper)
Lineage: Eukaryota; Metazoa; Chordata; Actinopteri; Perciformes; Serranidae
Gene: rbms1b
Product: RNA-binding motif, single-stranded-interacting protein 1
Exons: 13
Coding region: 256-1440 (394 amino acids)
Cellular component (GO): ribonucleoprotein complex; cytosol; nucleus
Molecular function (GO): poly(U) RNA binding; mRNA 3'-UTR binding; poly(A) binding
Source: RefSeq, a predicted model, not a curated record
AUGAAGCCAGUCAAACAAACUGGGCUGGGCAAUCGAAGUUGGGACAAUUUACGGAGGUUUCUGUUGCCGGAUAGUCGACGACAAUAAGGCUAUGUACACAGCUAAUAUGUGCGGAAUGCUAUUUUUGUGUCCUUUAGCGGAGUAAGGAGGAUUUCCAUGUCAAAAAAUAUUCUACUUUUACAAGGAGUUUGGUGUUUUUCGCGAGAGAAAUUGUAGCUUAACUGAAGAAAAUUGCCCUCCCUCUUCGAACUGAGGAUGAUUUUUGCUAAUACUGGAAACCCACUAAGGACUCCGUAUCGCAAACAGCCACCUGUUGCCUCAUCGUCACACCCCAUGGCUCCACCCAGCCCGAGCACCAACAGCACCAACAACAGCAGCAGCAGCAGCACUGCAGGCUGGGACCAGCUCAGCAAAACCAACCUCUACAUCCGAGGCCUGUCGCCUUCGACCACGGACCAUGACCUGGUCAAGCUCUGUCAGCCGUACGGCAAAAUUGUAUCAACAAAGGCCAUCCUGGACAAGACUACAAACAAAUGUAAAGGAUAUGGCUUUGUGGACUUCGACAGCCCCGCUGCAGCUCAGAAAGCCGUGGCUGCUCUAAAGACCACUGGUGUCCAAGCUCAGAUGGCAAAGCAACAAGAACAGGACCCGACAAACUUGUACAUCUCCAACUUGCCCGUGUCGAUGGAUGAGCAGGAACUGGAGAACAUGUUAAAGCACUUCGGCCAGGUCAUAUCCACACGCAUCUUGAGGGACUCCAGUGGCAACAGCAGAGGAGUGGGCUUUGCAAGGAUGGAGUCAACUGAAAAAUGUGACGCCGUCAUUUCUCACUUCAAUGGAAAGUUUAUUAAAACACCUGCAGGUGUUCCGGCACCAUCUGAACCUUUGCUGUGCAAGUUUGCUGAUGGUGGACAGAAAAAGCGACAAAGUCAGAAUAAAUUUGCCCUGAAUGGUCGCGGUUGGGGAAGGGACAGUGACUCCAGACUGGCUGGAAUGACACUCACGUAUGACCCCAGUGCAGCUGCUAUGCAAAAUGGAUUUUUCCCACCAGCAUACAGUAUUUCAAACAGGAUGAUUGCUCAAGCAUCCAUGUCUCCUUACAUGUCUCCGGUUUCAACGUACCAGGUGCAGAACCCAUCCUGGGUGCCUCAUCAACCCUACAUCAUGCAGCACCCAGGUACUGUGAUAUCGCCCUCUAUGGACCCAUCUAUGUCACUACAGCCUACUUCCAUGAUGGCACCUCUUGCACAGCAGAUGAGUCACCUCUCUCUGGGCAGUGCAGGAACGUUUAUGGCCGCCAACACAGCUAUGCAAGGAGGAUAUAUCCCACAGUACGCACACAUGCAGACAUCAAAUGUUCCUGUAGAGGAAAAUGGCGCACAGUCACAAGUGGACUCUUCCGGCAAUCAUUCCCCAUAUUCCUACCAACAAACCAAGUAGUGCUGAGGCAACAUUGGGACGACAGCUAAAACAAUCAUGUCUACAAAUGCAACAGAUGCUGAGGAUCUUUUCACUGUUUUGCACAGGUUCUGCAAAUGUUUAAGUGAGAGUAUUUUUGGUAUCAUUUUCAGAGAGAAUAUCUGAGCUCAAGUGAUUCAAAUUAUAUAAAAAAAAAAAAGAAAAAAGAUUUGAGAAAGUUUUAUUUUCAUACUAGAAAACAUUUUAUUUUUUACCGAGGAUUGCCACAGGAUGCGAGGAAGAAUCACGUGACUAGUUGUUCGAAGUGCAUGACAGUAAAUAUGUUUUGUUAAUACUUCCAUUUCCUUUUCCGAAGACUUUUUUUCAGCCAGACAUUUUGAAAGUGAUGUUUUUGUGCUUGCUGUGUGAGUGUUGCUAUGGUGAAGUGUUACGUGUUGUUUUCUUGUAAAGUGAUUUCUCUUAGUACUUUAGAUUGAUCUUGCUGUCUGAUUCGAAUUUGCCUUCAUAGUUUUGAUACAGAAGUUGUACAGACCACCACAGAGAGCAGCAAUAAGCAAAUAAUUUAGAGAGCUAUUGCCUUGGAAAUGAGCUAUGUCAGACUUUUUCUAAUGAAGUCAAGGUGUUAUUGCUUUUUCCCCUCCCAAAACUGAUAGACAAGUAGAAGACAUUUAGAGAAAACUGAAAAACGACUCCACAUCUGAUGAUUUUAUUGGAUGUAAUAUUUAUUUAGUAAGAAGACCUUACAUGUUUCUGGAUGUUGGAAUGUGUUACCUUUUGAAUCUUGCCUUUUUGAUUACUUGGUAUAGUAGAAUAGCUGAAAUUGAACUUGGCAGGGCGGGGGAAUGGGCAGGGCAAAUGUGUUUUGUUUGUCGGUCACCUUUUUGUCUUUCGGGGUAAUGUUAAUUGUUAUUUUCAUGGGAUGUCUCUUUUUUCACUUUUAUUUGAAAAAAACUAACAGGAAAACACAGACUUAUGAUUGUGCAAAAAAACCUCAUCAAAGCCUUUUAAUAGAACUUUGGCAAAAGUUCAGCAAGUUUGAGGGCAACAUGAAAUGAAUAUGUGUAUUUUAUUGCACCUCGCUCUUUGAUAGGAAACAGACAGGCACUUUCAAUCGUAGUUUACUUCACCAAAGAUUGGGAGCUAGUACACUGAGGAAAAUCAUUUGUCUCUGUAACCAGGAUACAAGUGACUCUGCAAACUAGACUGCAGUUUGGACAGUGUGCCUUUUUUUGUACAACUAUUAUUACAUACAGUUUUCAUAUGUAAUAGUACAGUACGGACACACAUGAGCAUGAAGGAAGGCCUGGAUCCAACAAGUGCCACAAAUUAAUUUCAUACUUAAAAAUGCAACAUUACAGUUAGGAUUAAGUCGAAGGGACAGGUCACCCCAAAAUCAAAAACACUUUUUUCCUGUAGUGCUUUUGAGAUUGUUUUGGUGUUGCCAAGUGUUGGUGAUAUUGGUUGUAAAGAUGGCCACCUUCUGUUGAAUAUAAUGGAACUAGAUGACACUAGUGACAAAUGUCGCUUUCUAGAAAUCAUGACCCUGUUACUUAAGAUUAUCCACAGACCAUGUUGUAGGAACUAUUCUCUUUCUACCGAACUACAAUCGCCAACCGUAUCACUGUGCAGAAGGAAGCAUGCAUCUACUGCUAGCUCACCUAGCACCACUGAGCUAGCUAACGUUACAGCUCAGCCAAGGAGGACGUCAUUUAUGUAGCCUCUUGUCCAUGAGUAGAUGCACUCUUCCUUCUGCGUGGUGAUACAGUUGGCGGGUGUAGUUUGGUAGAGAGAAAAUAGUUCCAACAUGAAACUGCUCACAACAAGGUCUGUGGAUUAUUUUGAGUAAUCAGGUCAUGAUUUUUGGGAAGCGACAUUUUAAAAAAAAAUAAUUUUUUGGCGCUUUGAGCACCACAAGCAGAGUGCCAUCUGGGUACAUUAUAUUCAAGAGAAGGCAGACAUCUCUACAGCUGAUAUCUCCAACACUCGGCAACUCACACCAAAACAAUCUAGAUUAAUAAAUAGCACUGCUGGUAAGAGGAAUAUUGUGAAUAUUUGAGUUUGGGGUGAACUGUUCCUUUAAAAAGAAAUCAAUUUAAGCUAUAAAUGGACAGUGCUAUGACCUUUUUAAAAAAUAAGUCAGAUAAUGUUUCGAACAAGGUGGAUUAAAACAGGCUUUUUUUAUUACGGUAUCCUCCAGUAAGCCUGUGAUUCGACCUGGUGGUCAGUCAGACCAGUUAUCUACCUCAGAGUUUUCUUUCUCCUCUGUACUAGGUCGGGUUAGCAGGUCCAGCCCGCCCUUCCAGACCAAAUGCCACGCUCAGGAGCUGGCCACACACAGCUGUUUCCUUAUAGGUUGUUUUGAAUACUUUUUUGAUUUCCUUCAGACCUUUUUUUAUGAUGUAUUAUUGUAAUUAAUUCGAGGGGGGUGACAACAUGUCUCUACUCAUGUUCACGCAUUCAGUUUGAUAGUUUUAAAAGAACUGCUGCUUUCACGGCAAUAGAUUCCAGAGGCUGAUUUCAAGAUGUUAAAGACCAGCAAUGACAACAAAGCCUUGUGGCGUUCACUGGAUCUGCGCUCCUGUAAACAAACACGUUGCAUUGUUGCAUUGUAGGGGAUCUAGACAAACUCGCAGCAGCAUUUCCUCCGUAGUUUAGCUCGGGUGUGCAACAAAUGUAAAGGGCCGCUGUGAUUAUACUUGAGAUUUCUGUGUAAUGCCUGAGACUGAGAAGUAAUACUGUCUUGUGAGGUUAAUGCUGCUAGUGGUGUCCGAACCAAGUGCCAUAGAAUCUGGGUCAAGAGUUGCAGAGGUGCACAUAAGACAAAUUGGUCAUAUAAGUAACCACCAUGUUGAACAGUCAUUAAGUUAUGAAAAAAGUUCUAAUUUAUGAAGAUUGUUGUACAGACAGUUUGAGGAAUAAGAGAUUUUCAUAGAGCUAUAUGAAAGUUUAUUGUUUUUAUUUUUUUUACUCGUGCCACACAAUUGCCAGUGGUAACUUGUAUGUACAGAUUAAGGAAUCUAUCCUCUGUCAUUUUGUUUUGUAGUGUUUGUUAAGCCAAAGACUUUUGUUUUCUCAGUAGAAUGUUGCCUAAGGUUUAUUCUUUUCACUUCUUUGACAUUUUUGAAUAAAAAUUUUCAAAAUUUUCAAGUUUUAA